AUGGCUCCGCGACCUGCCAAAAGGCAGCGCAGAUCUACCAUCGUCCUUUCCGACGGCAGCGAUGAAGACUCGAACCCGCCGUCUCCCAAACCUGGAAGAGCGACGAGUUUCCAACGGGAGAUCACAUUCGAUGGCAGGACGUCUGCAACAGUGUCUCCAGUGAAGUCCAGACCGACGAAGCCUGCCUCAAGGAAGGCUGCGGCUCAACCCUCCCCAGCGUCCUCGCCUGAAAAAGCGAGAAAGAAUACGAAAGUCAAGACCGAGGUAGAGAAGAACAAGUCACUGCACAACUUCUUUCACAAGGCGACAGAGGAACAGAGAUGGAAGAGAAAGUCUGAAACAUCAGAUGUAGAGGCCCAAAAUAACGGCGAGCUGAGCGAUGCCAUCGAGGACGACGAUCUGUCCGACGAAACUUUGCAGGAAUUAGGAUUCAGUAAAGGCAGAUCUCACACCAAUGCAAACGGGCGCAUACCAGGGACGGUGUCUGCGGUCGCUACCUCCAAGCGGAAUGCUGAUGUUGGAAGUCUACCAUCGACCCAGAGAUUCGUCAAGCCUGGAGCAGCAUCAAAUCGAAAUGUCAACGAUUUUGGAGACCCAUCUCACAUCGAUAACCACGACCACCGGCCCUGGGCCGACCGUUAUGGACCUACAAAUCUCGAGGAGCUUAUGGUCCACAAGAAAAAGGUAGCAGAUGUUCAGAAUUGGCUGCAGGGCAAGUUGGAGGGGCACAACAAUCAGAAGCUGCUCGUACUAAAAGGCCCAGCCGGCAGUGGCAAGACCACAACCGUUGGUCUGGUUGCAAAAGCGCUGGGCUUGCAACUCGUCUCGUGGCACAAUCCUGCUGUGUCGGAAGUGGGUGCGGGCAACUCAAUAUCCGCCCAAUUCGACGAGUUCUUGAAUCGAGGCGGCCAAUUCGGUAGUUUAGCAUUCGAUCAGGACACUUCAGAGCGAAAUACAAGAGAAGGGGACUCAGGCCGUCGACUCCUGGUUAUUGAGGAGUUUCCGGCAACGAUGACGAGAUCUUCGAGCACCCUGCAGUCAUUCAGAUCCGUCAUCCAACGCUUCCUUGCUCAGGCUAACAAGCCUUCUUCCACGGCAUUUCGUAGCCAACAGAGCUCCAAGGACAUCUACCCCCCGGUGGUCAUUAUCAUCUCCGAGACUUUGUUGUCAUCUUCCACAGCGCUGACGGACAGCUUCACAGCUCACCGACUGCUCGGCGCAGAGAUCUUGAAUCAUCCAUUCGUGACCACCAUGGAUUUCAACCCUGUUGCGCCUACAAUUCUCACGAAAGCGCUCGACUUGGUAAUGAAAAAGGAAGCGAGAGACUCACGUCGACGUAGAGUUCCGGGUCCGGCCAUCAUCACAAGGCUAGCUGAGAUGGGCGACGUCCGUAGUGCCGUCAACUCCCUCGAGUUCUUGUGUGUCAGGGGAGGGGAUGGGUUGGAAUGGUCCGGCACCGUUGCGGCGAAAGCGAAACGGCCAUCGAAGAACAAGGAGAACCUGGCAUUGACAGAGGUGGAAAAGAAUUCUUUGCAACUGGUCUGCCAGCGUGAAACAACACUCGACAUGUUCCAUGCUGCGGGAAAAAUCGUUUAUAAUAAACGCGAAGAUCCUCGCGUAUUAGACACUCGAGCUCAACCACCACCAAAGCCGCCGGACCAUCUCAUGCAUCUUUACACUCCAAAGGCCUCACAAGUGGAUAUUGAAGCCUUGCUCAACGAGACAGGCACGGACAUUCAGACAUUUAUCUCUACCUUGCACCAAAAUUACAUUCUGUCAUGCAAUGGCGAUAUGUUUGAGGAGUCUUUCGACGGCUGUGCUGACAUCCUCUCGACGAGCGAUCUCUUGAAUCCCGAGAUCCGCCAAAACAGGCGUCGCCAUAACAACUCAAACCCUAACUAUGGGAUAACGCAGUCAAACAUCCAGACAGGAACUUCGGAUACACUCCGACAGGAUGAAAUUAGCUUCCACGUUGGCACAAGAGGCCUGUUGUUCCAUUUACCACAUCCGGUUAAUCGGGCAGCGGCCACUAUACCGGGUGCGAAAAGAGGAGAUGCAUUCAAGAUGUUUUACCCGGCAAGCCUGAGGUUGUGGAAACCCAUCGAGGAGAUGGAGGGACUGUUGGAGACAUUUGUCUAUGGCGGUGGGACCUUGGUUGGCAGAGGUGAUGGUUCUUCCGUGUUUACUUCUACCAGCAGAACGGGGACUAUGUUCGCUGGCGGUGAUAGGGGCGUUGCGAAUUGGCGAACGAAAGAAUUUGCGCUGGACAACGCCACCAGUAGCUCUUCGGCACGAGUCAAGCAAGAGCCGUUAGACACAUCCAACCCCAGUCUCGUACCGGAAGGUUUUGAAGGCACCGCUAACAACCCACCUCCUCCGAUUGUGUACUCGAAGGAUAUCUUGACAACCGAGCUUCUGCCAUACAUGACUCGCAUCUUUACGGCGAGGAGACAGGAUACAACAACCUUAGAGAAGAUUACCAAGUUCAAGCCGACCACCUAUCUAUCCACAGAGGAAGAUGGAUCUGAAGAAGAAGACGAUAUGACUAUCAAUGCCACAUCUGGCGAAGGGGCUGGACGGGCGCAGUCCCUCACUCCAGCCAUCAGAAGCGCAAAUGCAACGCUCAGCAACUCGACACAAGGUCUCAGGAACUUGAAGAACGACGUGCCAGUAGCGGCUGCCAUGGCCGUGGAGAAGCUCUACAUCUCCGACGACGACAUCGAGGACGACUAA
Fonsecaea erecta is the source of this 2733-nucleotide messenger RNA. RefSeq lists its product as hypothetical. Gene Ontology annotation, biological process: mitotic DNA replication checkpoint signaling; DNA repair; DNA damage checkpoint signaling. The transcript has a single exon. Gene Ontology annotation, molecular function: chromatin binding. The record is from RefSeq and is a predicted model, not a curated record. The coding region runs from base 1 to 2733 and encodes 910 amino acids. Lineage: Eukaryota; Fungi; Ascomycota; Eurotiomycetes; Chaetothyriales; Herpotrichiellaceae.